This is a messenger RNA of Capsaspora owczarzaki ATCC 30864, 684 nucleotides long. RefSeq names its product actin-depolymerizing factor ADF6. The record is from RefSeq and is a predicted model, not a curated record. Gene Ontology annotation, molecular function: actin filament binding. The transcript has 2 exons. Gene Ontology annotation, cellular component: actin cytoskeleton; cytoplasm; actin cortical patch. Gene Ontology annotation, biological process: actin filament severing; actin filament depolymerization; cell motility. Lineage: Eukaryota; Filasterea; Ministeriida; Capsasporidae. Bases 39 to 461 code for a protein of 140 amino acids.
CAACUCACUCCUCAAAACCCAACCACCAACAAUCUACAAUGGCAUCCGGCGUUAAGGUCGACCCCGAAGUCGCAACCGUCUUCCAGGACCUCAAGCUCAAGCACACCUACCGUUAUGUCAUUUUCCAGCUCAACUCGGACAACACCAUGAUUGUCAUCACCAAGAAGGCUGACCCCUCUGCUACCUACGACGAGUUCCUCGCCGAGCUCCCCCCGAACGACUGCCGCUACGCCGUGUACGAUCUUGCUUACGACACCCCCGAGUCUGGCAAGCGUGAGAAGCUCGUCUUCUUCGCCUGGGCCCCCAACGAAUCCAAGAUCAAGCAGAAGAUGCUCUACGCCUCCAGCAAGGAUGCCCUCAAGGCUGGCCUUGUCGGUCUCCACGCCGAGAUCCAGGCUACCGACGCCUCCGAGGUCGACUACUCGUACAUCAUCGAGAAGCUCUCCUCCCGCGACCGCUAAAAACCGUCCAUCAGCGCUUUUUUUCUUUUGUUCCCCGGCUGCUCUCGGGCUUGUGAAAUAAAAACAAGAGUGAAAAAGCUGACAUUUGCAGAGGCCGGUCUUUUUGAUGGUGACUUUGUCGAAGCUCAUUGUGUAGCGUUUGUAAUAUUCGCCGGCGGUUCCCCUGUUGUUUGAGUAUAUACGUUUUUUUGCCUGUAAAUUCACCACUUGUCUUUCGAUUUCA